GUGCGGCUCUGCAAUCUGCUCAGUGCGACCUCCCUGCAGCAUCCUCGCUGCCCGGAGGAGAGGGCACUUCGCCCAAACCGCUUUAGCUCCGCACUUAACGUGCGCGGUGGAGCCGUGGAGUGUGGGGGGGAAGCGGAGGGAGGGAGCGGGAAGCCCCGCGGAGGUGGCAGAGAAAGAGAAGCCGUAACACUGUGCUUCCUCCCCCCGGCUCCGAAGAGGAGGAGCGGGGGGGGAGCUCCAAAGCCACUUUGGGCGAUGCGCCGCUGCGCGGGGAGGUCUGCGCGGAGCAUCCUCCUGGCAGCUUGAAAGCCGGGUGCGCUCCCCGCUCUCCCGUGGAUGCUUCCCCCCCCUUCCACACACGCGUGUUCCUGCCUCGGCCGCGCUCCAGCGCAGCCCCCCGCGGCCCAGCCGGCCGGCAGUGGUACCCUCUGGUGAGUGAAGGUUUGGUUACUUGCACCCCUUCUUGCUAAUCUUUGCCAAAACAUUUGUCAUCUGCAAGGAAGGGGUUUCACUUGGAUAGGGGAAAAUAUAAAUCCAGUCCCCAAAGCGAAGGAAAAAUUUUGAAAUGCAGAGAGGCUUAUUUGCUGUCGCAAAUGGGAAUCUGGAAUAACUAUGAAAAACACACUGAAAUAAUUGUGUUUGACUGGAACAAAAUUCUUGCAAAGUCCCCAAGGAUGAGAUUCUGUGCCAAAUCAAUGCUUCUAUCUGACUGGCUCUUUCUGGUCUAUGUGUUAAUGGUCUGCUGUAAAUUGUUGUCCGCCUCUAGCCACCAUCCCCGUGGGCACACAGGCCAGCACCAAGUCAAGCAAGGGACAUGUGAAGUUGUGGCAGUGCAUCGCUGCUGCAAUAAGAACCGGAUUGAAGAACGAUCGCAAACAGUCAAGUGUUCCUGCUUCCCAGGGCAGGUGGCUGGUACUACAAGGGCUCAGCCCUCAUGUGUGGAAGCUUCCAUUGUCCUACAGAAGUGGUGGUGUCAUAUGAACCCCUGUUUGGAUGGAGAGGACUGUAAAGUACUACCAGACUAUUCAGGUAACACGGUAGCAAAGAAUAAACCUGUGGGUCGCUUCCAGAACAAUGGCAUGUGCAACUGUUCCGUGGCUGUUACACAGAGACCCUUUUUUGUGAUGAUGUUAUUGACUUCUUUGAAGUUGCAGAACUAGUCGGCAAAAAGGACAAUACUUUUCCUUUCAACUGUGGCUGCAGUUCCUGAACCUGGAUUUUACUAUACAGAAUGCUACAUUUUAAUUUCACAAGAAAAAGAAGAUUUGGUUCUACUUGAAAUGCACCUUGGAUUCCUAAGGAUCUGAUGCCUGGCACAAAAUUGUGAAAACACACACCUGUACUUCUGCGGUGCAUCAAGGAUAAGACUUUCUUAAUGACAUUAAGACAUGUAAAAUAGUUUUAAAUGAAUUUACAUCAUGAAUGUAACCUAGGGGGUCAUAGAAAGAAAAUGCCUAUGUUACAACUGAUACAGAUGAUCUUAAAGGUCUUUUCCAACCCAAAUGAUUCUAUGGAUUUGUCUGAGGUACUUCUCACAUACAGUGCAACAUAAAAAUAUAAAUCUGAUCCCAAUGAUAAGUGAGCCAAAAGAACAGUGUUAGUAAAUUAUGUCUUAGUGUGUUUUCAACUGUGAUUUAGUAACUAUCAGGGUUGUAUGAAGGUGAAAGGAUGGAACUUAUAAAUUAGUAGCAAUUAUUGUAGGGCAUACUUUGGUUAUAUCUGUGCAAUUAGAUUUAUUUCCUUAGCUAGUUCUAGGUAGUUUAACUUUUACAUUCAUAAGUGAUGGCAGGAAAGCAUGAGGAAGAGACAAAAUUUGAAAGUAGACAUAGUUUUUCUCAUCCUAAAAUAAAUCCAUUCUCCAGGGGAAUAGCGAAGUAUUCCAUAUCUAGAUUCAAAGAGGCAAGGAAUAUGUAAAGAAUUUAGCCAUUAGCUAGAAAUAUGCAUUCAGAUGCCUCAAAAAAAGGAGAGCAUGCUUGUACUGCAUAAGGAAGGCUUACUGGAAGGAGAGUAAUUUGUUUGGAUUUUCAUAGCUCUGGUUGCACCCUAAUAGGUAACAUAAAAUUCAUAAGCAGAAAUCUAGACACAAGUGAAUCUUCAGUUUCAUUUAGUUCUUGUUUAGAAUGAUUAUAAUAAUUAAAUGUCCAGUUCCUUGACAGACUGAAUUUCCAAGUGGUUAAAUUUUGUGACACAUAAUUGUUCCAUAUUAUUGUAGAUGCGUUUCAUACUGUUUUUCUUAUUUGCCUGUUACAGUUUUGUCAUCAGUCUUCAUAAAUACAACAGUAAGUAGAGGUGAAGCUGUAGCCAGUCUGUUCCCCAUUACAUCAUUUAGUGACUAAGAUGCAUUGAAGCAGACUAAUGCAACGAUGCAGAUGGCUAUCAUGCAGAUGAACUGCUGCUGACCCAGAUACUGAAUUCAUGGUUAUGCUUUAUGUAAAUAUUAGGGUAACAAUGUACAAUUAAUUUUUAUAUAGACAGAAAAGCAAAAAAAAAAAAAUUAAGUGUAUUGUACUAAUUUAGAUCAUUGUGCACAAGCUUUCUAAUUUAUGAGAAAGAUACCAUCAGCAGUGUGAAGCUGUUCAGAAUAAUAAUCAUUAGCUUUUGAUUUGCUAGAGUGAGUGGGAGUAUUCAGCCAGGUAGUUCUAUCGAAGUCAGUGGUGGGAAGAUCUGGCCCUGUGUUUUUUAGUUUUGAUUUCUCUGGUUUAGUUCACUUUCAAUUAUGUAUCUGAUUACAGCUGGGAUCAUAGUGGUCAUUGUACUCAGUGAUAAGUAAACAAGAGAUUUUCUGCUCUGUGCUUGGACAGCUGAACAGCUAAUAGACUCUGUUUGCCCUAAUGAGCUCUACAUUCUUAAUAUUUUUCCAUUGUUUUGAUUUUCUGAUUAAAUUUUAAAAUUACCUUUACUA
This is a messenger RNA of Athene cunicularia (burrowing owl), 2902 nucleotides long. RefSeq names its product family with sequence similarity 19 member A4, C-C motif chemokine like (gene TAFA4). The transcript is spliced from 7 exons. Gene Ontology annotation, molecular function: receptor ligand activity. NCBI's taxonomy places the organism in Eukaryota, Metazoa, Chordata, Aves, Strigiformes, Strigidae. Bases 594 to 1160 code for a protein of 188 amino acids. The record is from RefSeq and is a predicted model, not a curated record.